AAGCGGCGUUCUUUGAGCGCGUCGCUACUUUAUUCUUCUUUCCUUUUCCUCUUCUUUAAUUUGCUUCCUUUUCUCUUUAUCGCUUAUAAAAUGUCACUUGUAAACAUUUUGAAUGUUCAAGUCUUAGAUAAUCCUACAAAAUUCACAGAUCCCUUUCAGUUUGAAAUUACGCUCGAGUGCAACGCUCCUCUUCCAGAUGAUCUCGAAUGGCGAAUGAUUUAUGUUGGAUCAGCCGAAAGUUCCGAAUACGAUCAAGUACUCGAAUCUAUUAUGCUGGGCCCUAUUCCUGUAGGCAUCAAUAAAUUUAUUUUCUCGGCUGACGCACCUAAAAUUGAACUGCUACCCAAAGCAGACCUUUUAGAAGUAACAGUUGUCUUGCUGUGCUGCCUUUACCAAGACAAAGAAUUUGUUCGUAUUGGUUACUACGUCAAUAAUGAAUACAUAGAUCAGGAAUUACAAGAGAAUCCUCCUGAAGAGCCUAGGAUUGAUCGCUUACAAAGAAACAUUUUAGCUGAUAAACCGAAAGUAACCAGAUACACAAUUGACUGGAUGAACCCUCAAAAUACAAUUCCUCAGCAAGAAGAGAAAACUACAGAUGCUGCCGAGCAGGAUAUGAUGGUUCAGUAAUAGAGUUCUUUUU
Messenger RNA from Mycotypha africana, 640 nucleotides. Its product is annotated as histone chaperone. NCBI's taxonomy places the organism in Eukaryota, Fungi, Mucoromycota, Mucoromycetes, Mucorales, Mycotyphaceae. Bases 91 to 627 code for a protein of 178 amino acids. Gene Ontology annotation, cellular component: nucleus. Gene Ontology annotation, biological process: DNA replication-dependent chromatin assembly. Gene Ontology annotation, molecular function: histone binding. The record is from RefSeq and is a predicted model, not a curated record. The transcript has 5 exons.